AUGCUAAAAGUGGCCUGGGAGAAAUUGUGUGCUCUAUGGUAUGCUGACUUCAGUUAUAGGAUGCGAAAAAGCGUGAAGAAGCAUCAGUGCGUGUCUCAGGAGAUAUGGGAGAGCUGGCAGAAGGCUUGGGAGGAUCUUGUAUUCAAGAGAAAGUGUGAGAUAUUUGCACGAAAUAGGCAAAGUGAGACUGGUGAUGACGGAGCAGGACCUUCCCGACGCACAGGCGGAUCAAUAUCUGCCAUAGAGACAUCUCGAUUAUUAGUUGGAUCUGAAGCUGAGUCAAGAAUUGAUGAGUUAGCACUUUAUUUGGAGGCCGUAGGGGGCGAAAAGAAGAGGAAAGUAUAUGGCAACAGAUCUUAG
Jatropha curcas is the source of this 360-nucleotide messenger RNA. NCBI's taxonomy places the organism in Eukaryota, Viridiplantae, Streptophyta, Magnoliopsida, Malpighiales, Euphorbiaceae. The record is from RefSeq and is a predicted model, not a curated record.